CGUCUAUAUUGUUCUAAUACUCUUAGAUCGCCACUAGUCUUUAAAACCUAUUUUUAUCUAAUUCCCCUUUUAAGAAAUUAUUGUCAUCCAAGAUAGUAUCAUGUGAUGUUGGUGGUUUUUCUUAAUCAUUUUUACCCGUUGAGCAUACAUCAUUGGUAUAAAUCUCAAUCUAAUUUUUUUGCCUAAUCAGGAAGGCAACCAUAAUCCAAAAAAAUAGACUUUAUUAAACAAGUGAUGCAAAAAUAUCGCGUCCUAUCCAUUUCUAUAUCCUCAUUGGGAAGCUUGUUGCUAUACGAGUUUGUCAGACCAGGAACGAAUUAUACUUAAAUAAGCUGUUUCAAUUACGAGUGUAUAAAUAUGUAGAUAACGAGCCAUGUUUAUAUUUCAUUGCUUUAGAUUAUCCUUGACUACCACUUCAUUAUGAGAUUUCUUCCUGUACUUUUGGUUUCUUUUGCUGCUUUGACUUCAGCUGCCAAUUCGACUUCAACUGACGAUUCAGUUACCGACUUUAAUUAUCAAGAAUUUCUUAAUGGGUUAACUAAGUGCGAUUUUGAUUGUUAUGGUGUUGCAGUUGAAUUAGCGGGUUGUUUGCCUAAAGGGGAAGAAGGUGAAAGUUCCACUACAAGUUCUGAUUUACAAGAUACUACUGACAAAGGGAUGAAAAAAAUGUAUAAAUGCUUAUGUGAACAAGAUGAUGAUUUCUUUGAUAAAUACAGCAAGUGUGCUAAAAACUGUCCAAUCUUUUCUGAAAUUAUUGAUGACGAUGAAAAAGAUGCUAAAAAAAUGAAACAAUUUUAUUGUGAAGGAGCAACUGCCACUUCCGAACUUGCAAAAACCUCUUCAUCUUUAGAUGGUUUGAAGUCAACAACUGCCUCAGCUACUGAUACUUCAGAGGAACAAUCCAACUCCACUUCCGAUUCAACAGAAACUAAAGAGAAUGGUACUGGGGUUUUCGGUGUUUCAUUAAUUUCUUUGUUGGCAAUUGCGUUGCUUUGAUUGGUACUUCAAUUGGUUUUAUAGUAUGUAAAUCAGUCUGUUUUGAUAAGCUAAUAUUUUAAUAAAAUCUUUUUGUUACAAGUAUUAGAGUGUAUGUAUAAUAAUCUAUAUGUGAUAUU
Spathaspora passalidarum NRRL Y-27907 is the source of this 1115-nucleotide messenger RNA. RefSeq lists its product as uncharacterized. The record is from RefSeq and is a predicted model, not a curated record. The transcript has a single exon. NCBI's taxonomy places the organism in Eukaryota, Fungi, Ascomycota, Pichiomycetes, Serinales, Debaryomycetaceae. The coding region runs from base 421 to 996 and encodes 191 amino acids.